AUGAAGCUAAAUCUCUUCAAGAAUAUCAAAAGAAAACCAUCCUCCAUUACUGCAAUGUCCUCCAACAACAGCACGAUAGUUCUUUUCAGAAAAGACAGAACCUUAGAGCUUGUCGAUUCCUACACCUUUGCACCAUAUUUUACCAUAGAGCUUGAAUAUGGAGUCGUUUCCAGUAAUUUUGUGGACUUUAAUGUUGUAGCAUGUGGGACGGAAUGUGGAAAGCUUGUGUUUUUCAAUACCAAAACCUUUAACUUAGUGCAUGAGGAUACUGGAGGGAUUCCUUCCAACAUUGCGGCAAACACCCAUGGACUUGAUUACCGUCAAAGCUCGUUUUAUUACUCUGUUGGAUGCAAUGUAUAUGAAAUGAAAAAUAUGGAUGCAGAUCUUGUAUAUCGGGGCUAUUCUGCUAUUACAUCUCUUCUUCUUUCUCCCGAUCAGUCGUUAGUUAUUGGAGAUGCUGAUGGAAAGAUAAAAAUUAUAAAAUCUGGGAAGAUGACAUCUGAGCUUCAGCUUUCCUCUGGUAAAAUAAAUAUGAUAUGCCACAUCACUGGAAGCACAUAUGUUUCUGUAUGCGAAGACGGGAGUUUUUCUUACUUCGAUACAGAUGUAGGCAUUGUCUUACAGACAUCUAAAGUAAGAAAUAGCUCACUUAAUGUCUGUGCAUACGUAAAUGAAAAGGUUCAUCUUUCUGGAGCAGACUCCAGGAUAAUUGCAUUUUCAAGAAAUGGAAGGAAGUUUAUAAAGUCUUAUCAAGUUGACACACACUAUGCUGAAGUUAGAAACAUCGAAGUGGACAAUGGAAGGAUACUUACCUCUGGAGAAGAUACUAUCUUAAGUAUUGUGUGGCCUGGGCCGAACAAGUAUUUUGAAAACAAAAUAUUCCACCGAUCUGUUGAACUUGGAACAUCGAAGACCAGCAGGAUGUUUUAUAUCAACAACAGAUCGUCGAUUGAUUUCUAUUCGUUUGAUAUUGAUGACAACGAUAUGGUCAAAGACAGUAAUGAAGAGAAUUGUGAAGUGUUAGAAGAUCUUAUAGAGGAUGAUAAAGAAGUAACUUUCAGGCUUUCCAGGGCCUCCGCGGGAAAUAUUGGAUAUAAAAAACAAGACUACAGAUACAAAGUUAAGAUAUGUGCAGAAGGGAAUGCCCUCUGUUCUUCUGCCCCUGAUGACUUUAGUUAUUUAGCAUAUUCUAAUUCAAUGGAAACCAGAGUUAUAAACUUCAAUUCGUCUGAAGGGAUCAAGGUUAGGAAUGGGUUUGACAAAGCUAAUAGACUGAUUGCAAAAAAAGACUUCAUUGUGCUUCAAAACCAUAAGCACGAGAUUCUUCUCAUCGAUGUUAUUACCGGUAAAGAACUCCGAAAGAUAAUUUUUGAUGAUUACAGAGAAGCAAUAUAUAUGAUAGGUGAUUUAUUAAUCUUAGGACAUUCCAAGACUAUAUACUCAAUAAGCGACACAAGUAUAUCAUCAAAGAUAGAUAUAAAGGGCAAGGUUGUUGGUGCUUGUGAGUUCGACAAGACCCAUUUCAUUGUCUUUACCAUGAUCAAAUCUUUGGAACCCAAGAAAAAAUACCUUGUGUACAAAGUCUCCCUCAACGGCAGUUAUGCAGCAGAGAGGGUGAAAUAUUUUGAGACCUAUGCUUUAAUCACAUCUGUUUCAUUGUUUAAGAACAAGAUUAUCUUUACAAACUUCAAUGCUAUUCAGAUGCUUGACAAUGAAAUGAAGGAAGAAAAAUACCCAUUAGGGGCCGUUAUAUAUGGAUGUGAUGCAAUGCAGGAUGAGGUCAUAGUAAUUCAGGAUUCAUGGAACAAUAUAAGGCUUGGACUACCGCCAAGCGUUUUCAAAGAAAAAUUUUCUAAUAAAUAA
Molecule: messenger RNA, 1863 nt
Organism: Encephalitozoon romaleae SJ-2008
Lineage: Eukaryota; Fungi; Microsporidia; Unikaryonidae
Exons: 1
Coding region: 1-1863 (620 amino acids)
Biological process (GO): maturation of SSU-rRNA from tricistronic rRNA transcript (SSU-rRNA, 5.8S rRNA, LSU-rRNA)
Cellular component (GO): t-UTP complex; small-subunit processome; 90S preribosome
Molecular function (GO): protein binding; RNA binding
Source: RefSeq, a predicted model, not a curated record